Molecule: messenger RNA, 210 nt
Organism: Mycena indigotica
Lineage: Eukaryota; Fungi; Basidiomycota; Agaricomycetes; Agaricales; Mycenaceae
Exons: 4
Coding region: 1-210 (69 amino acids)
Source: RefSeq, a predicted model, not a curated record
AUGACCGAAGCUUUUGCGCAAAUUUCCGCUUCGGGCACUGUUACAUUCUCCGACCCGCCUCUGCUUUUCAAGGGAAGAAGUCGACUCCGUGUUGCCUUCUGCACAAACACAGACCAGGAUGGAUGGUGGCCUGGGUCAGAGGAGGACGUAUAUGCGGGGGCGAGCGGCCCAUGGGCGGAAGACUCCAUGUUCGCAUCGAGUUGUGUAUAA